Messenger RNA from Pygocentrus nattereri (red-bellied piranha), 7608 nucleotides. It is a transcript of the gene amigo1, whose product is annotated as adhesion molecule with Ig-like domain 1. Lineage: Eukaryota; Metazoa; Chordata; Actinopteri; Characiformes; Serrasalmidae. Gene Ontology annotation, molecular function: protein binding. The transcript has 2 exons. Gene Ontology annotation, biological process: brain development. Bases 930 to 2408 code for a protein of 492 amino acids. The record is from RefSeq and is a predicted model, not a curated record.
CUUAAAUCGAGACAGUCACACGUGUUGGCGAUGGUUCAGCGUUCUGUCGCAGGCACACACGCGAGAACAGCCACAGUGUUUGGCCAGGGUGGGCUUCCUUACAGUACUGCAUUUCUUCGUUAUGUUCGCUCGAGCUCACGCACGUAUCUCUGUGUCUCCGUCUGACCGGCGCACAGUGACCGCUGCCCUGCUGUUCGGUACACUAUGAGGAGCUGAAUGCGCCUCUGACGUGUCUGCUGAGAAACAGCGCAGGGCUCGGUGUGCUUUUGGAACAGGAUAACACGUUUGCAGUGCUGAGUGCAGCUCGGAGUGGCUUCUUCUGUCUGAGAAGGGACCACCGAGAAUCCUCCCUCCCCACCCGCCCCGUGCGCCACUGCUCAUGCGCUUUAAGUGAUGGACCAUGGAGAGAUGCUGAUCACACCGCCGUGCUGCGUCUCUCCAGGAGCUUUUUUCGUCCUGCUUCUCCUCGCACUGCACCAUGCCCGAGCCUGAUGGACCUCUCUGCGAAAUGGCCAUUGCGGGAGGCUCGCAGUGUCUCGAGGAUUGUACCAAGGCUGCCGUCGUUUUCUUUACGUAAUCUUACAGCCACUACUUGCGCGUUUUGUCCUCGGUCGCUUCGUCUGCGAUAGUGCUCCGCUGUGGGUGCGUUUUUCUUUUUCCCCCUCUCACUCCCGCUCAGAACAAUCCAACAUUCCCCCUCGGCGUUCCUGCUUGGCUUUUGUUUUUGUAUUGGAAAGGCAUGCCACGUUACUGUGAUGUGCAGUGGAUAAACAGAGCUCAGCCUGGGGACUGCACUCUGGCAAACCUUGACAUAUCCUGAUCUGGAGCUAAACACUGAAGCUCCGUUCAACUGAGCCUGCAUAAAGAGGGAUUUAUAAAGCAGAAUCCAGAUUCUCACGGUUUUAAAACCAUUUGAGAGAGUGGAAGGUAUGUCAUCCUCUAUGGGACUGUGCAUCAGGUGGACUGUCUGUAUGUCCCUGGUCCUUCUACAGAUGCCAGGGACUGCUGGCUCAAUAGUGAAUUUCCACAAAACGUGCAUAUGUGCCAGUAACAUUGUGAGCUGCUCCAAGAUGAACUUAACCACCAUUCCAACGGAACUGCCCAAGUACACAGCGGUGCUUGACCUGAGCUACAAUGACAUCACACGGUUGCGGGCAGAAUGGACCACAUACAAACUCCCCAAACUCCACAACCUUUUACUGAGCCACAACGGCUUGAACUUCAUCUCCACGGAAGCGUUUGUUUACGUCAGGCAGCUGCGCUACCUUGACCUUUCCUCCAACAGCCUGCGUCAACUGGACGAGUACAUCUUCGAACAGCUGGGGCAGCUGGAGGUGCUUCUACUCUACAACAACCAAAUCUCUCAGAUCGACCGCACCGCCUUCUCGGGCCUCAGCAACCUGCAGAAACUCUACCUGAGCCAGAACCAGGUGUCCCGCUUCCCUCUGGAGCUGGUCAAGGACAAGACGCGGCUGGAGAAGCUGAGCUUGUUGGACUUGUCUUCCAACCGGAUCAAGGUACUCCCUGUGCAAGAUCUGCAGGGCCUGCCAGCCUGGAUCAAGAAUGGACUCUAUUUCCACAACAACACUCUUAUCUGUGACUGCGAGUUGUACAAAUUGAUGGCUCACUGGUACAUGCGACGGCUGAACUCAGCCGUGGACUUUAAAGACGACUACACCUGCAUACCACCAGGGUCUGAAAAAAAGCGCAUUUUCGAACUAAAUCUGCACAUGAACUGCAGCACGUUUAACGAGUCAGUGGAAGAGGCCUUUUUGGAGCAGAACCUGGUCCUCAGUUGUGACACCCGGCAUCGGUACAUGUCCAAGACGUGGAUGCUGCCAGGCAACGUAGUUGUGUCCCCUGGCAACAACAACCAGAGUGCAUCAGUUCUCCCAGAUGGAAACCUGGAGAUCCGUUCUAUUAAACUUGAGGAUUCUGGUCAGUACACUUGCUUUGCUGUGAGCGAAUACCUUAAUGAAACCCUGUACGUUUGGGUGAAGGUGCAUAACUUCACAAUGAGCGGACAUGGCGAUACCCUCAACACAGCAUACACGACUCUGGUGGCCUGCUUGGCCAGUGUAGUCCUGGUGCUCAUCUACCUGUACCUGACCCCUUGCCGCUGCUUCUGCUGUCCAGGGCAAGGCAAGUCUAAGAGCCAUCAUGAAGACAGCAUCCACUCCUCCAUGCUCAGUGCCACGCCAACGCAUGAGGAUCUGGCAACCAAAGCUGAGCUCAGUAGGCAUGUUGCCUUCAUAGACCCCAAGGACCUGCAGGGCCAGAAUGGGAAAGUGAACCCCAAUGGGGAAGAGGAGCUGGACGAGGAGGCUAGGCAGGGGAAAGGCAAACGGAAGAAAUCAGUGGCGGACUCCAUUAGUUCAGUCUUCUCUGACACACCCAUUGUGGUUUGAGAGGAUAGUGUCCAGUGUUCUGGACUGGGAGAGGCCUUCUGUUGUGGAUGUAUGUCGUAAGAGCUUUAUCCAGAGACACUGAGCUGUUGUGACUUCCCUGGGUAAAGAAAGUGACAGUUUGCAACUUUGGCCGAUGAGCUAUAUAGUGUUAUAUCACUUUUCUUUGUGAGUUUGAUAAGGACAAGGUAGAAAAAAACAACCUUUCCAGCAUUUUAAUCUGUAGCAUUUAAGUAUAUACUGUGAAAAGGUCUUGCCAUGUACGGUAAGUGGACUUGAUUGUUGAGACAUGGGGAAGCAGAUGGGAAAAAAGAUGAAUUUCUCCAUGAAUAGCUACUGGAAAGCCUUAUUAUUCAAUAAGAGAUGUUAAAAGAUAGAUACAUCCACUAUAUAAUCAAGUCAUAAGCAUGAUUCUUACAGACUGCUAAUGUUAAGAAUAUAGCUUUGUGCCCUAUAGCCAUUAGUAUAGGCAGUAUUUAUUCUCUCCUUCCCCAAAUGCUAACUUACCAGCAUCACCACGUUAUAUAUAGACUUCAGUCAUGAGUCAUUGCUACAGGAGUGGCAGGCCAUUACGUUGAAACGGCAUUACGUUGAAUGCUGAAUAGUGAUGGGGGGAUGUAGCAAGAUUUGCAUCUGCUUUUAGAAAUUCAACACCUUCUAACUUAAAGGGAAACUGUGGAAUCUUAGAAGGAACACAUCCUAUUGAAAAACUUCAGCCUGGGUCAAUUUUAAGUAUAGUAAACGUUGAAAAAGAAGAAUUAUAACUGCCACUUGUCCAUUAGAGGAAUAGAAUAAUCCCUAUUACUUUGGUUAUUGUUUAUACAGUGAGGAAUCAUGUGUACCAGAAUUUAGUUAGCUGGUUAAAAUUAAGCCAAAGUUUAUUUCAUUGCAUUGCAAUUUCAGACACUUGCAAUAAAAGCCCGGUCAGGAACUGUUGAAACAGGGUUACAGCUCAUGAGCUUUCUAACAAAAAGCUCAGUAACCAUAUGUUUUAGUUGUACGCCAGUCUGUAUCGUCCAGUCCAAUGUUGUUGUUGAAAGUAUGGUUUGUUGUAGCGCCAAAAACUGGAACUGAGCUGCCAGCCACCCCAUUUGGGCUUUAAACAUCACCUUAAAUUGAUGUCAGAUUAACAAUAGCAUUGCUUUUCAUCUGCCGCUUAAGAGUAAAUUAAAUGGCUGUGUUGUAUGCACUGCAUAUUUUAAUCUUUAAACAAUGGCUCCUAAUUACGUUACGACUGCCAUUCUUUCUUAGGAAAUCAAUUAUAUGCACAGCGUUAUUUACAUGAGGCUGUCUGUCAUGACAAUCGGAGAGGGAUACAUUACCUGAAUGCUAAUAACCUCUUUAAAUAGAUUAAGGCAUCGCUAUUGCUUGUCUGUAGUAAAGAAAGCAACGUUCCAGGAUUCAGAAGCCAAAAAAUGUUUUUCAGACAUCUGGUUCUCAAGCCUUUUCUCGAGUUCAGAUUUGCAUAUUUUGGUGGCUUUUAGUCAUGGCUGAGUCAUCCAUUGUCGGAAUGUUUUCUAAAUGAUUGGGACAGUCUCUAAUUACAUCUUAGACCCCUAGGGCUCUUUGUAAUCUUGAUGAGAAAACAAAGGCCAGAGACAGAGUGGGGUGGGGGGUGUUGGGACAGGCGUUUGUUUCAUUCCAGAACCAGUGGUAAUAAUCUGAACAAAUUUUUUGGGGUGAAUUAAGAUGCAGUUGUUGGAGUGGUUCAAGUCCAAGAUAGUGGUGCAUACCAAUGGUGCAUAAUGGUAUUGGCGUCAUAUCAGUAGAUAUUUGCUUAAAAAUGUCACCUUUAGACAGACGUUUCGAUUUAAGUGACAUUUCAAAACAAUAGUUGAAGAUGUAUUUAUUGUGCUUCCUAUACAUUUUAUACAACCAUCUACAAAAAGCUAGAUUUCUCUUUAUGUUGAUCCAUACAUUUUAUAAAAGUUUAUGUAACAGCACGGGCAGAUAUAUACAUCAAAAUCUUGGACAUUUGCGUUGGCCUACAUUUCCCAUAUCAGUGCAUUUCUAGUGUAUACCAUUUCACUGAAGUCAUAUUAUUUAUUUAGGUGUAACCUAUGUGCAUAUAUGCCUAUAUAUGCAUAUGCAUCAAUUACAUUACAGUCCACUGACAGUAUCCUAUAUAUAUAUAUCUAUAUACAUAAUGAUGCUAUUGGACAAAAAUCUUGUACCUUCAAAAUGGUGACUUUACAGAAGAAGGAAAAACAGUUUUAAUGUAAGUCAAUGUAAAAGUCAUUUUGGGCCAUUUCUGUUGGUUCACUCAUCCUGAAAUUUAUACACAAUAUAAAGGGCAUCAGACAUUUUAAACUGUGUCAGAAACUGAAAAACAGACAAAAAUGGAGAAAGUUUUGUUUUGCCAGUGACAGUAUGCAAUCAAUCGCAACAUAUUUCAAAGACAGUGUUCACAGCUCCCAGGAGGCUGUGACCAAAUACUAUUCAGCAGUCAAAUAGCAAGUGGACUUGACUCAAAUUUUUAGAUUAAGAUUCAAGAAACCCAUUGUACAAGCAGGAGCAUGAGCGAUGUCCUGACAGUCCAAAACAAAUAAGAGAACGUUUGAGAACAUUGGCAUGUCCUGUUUUUUAGUGUACUGGUGCAAAACACACACAGUCCAUGUAGCAUUCAGGCGUGACACCUUAUAGCCCUAUCCCAACACCAUUAAUAAUUAGGGUUCUCCAGUUUCCUAUUUGCUCAGACGGACAGGAGACAGAGCAGAUUAGAGUGGCAUGGCAGCCAGAUCAAGCUCACUUUCACCCUGCUUGUCUUUUUGGAUGGAAAGUAAAGGCAGGAGACGCAUCUCUGCAGUAAUAAUAAGCAGAGGACAAUAUCAGUUGACAGCAGAGGAAUCAUUUUUAGUACAACUUGUGUAAUACGACACUACCAAUACAAUGUUUCAUAUGGAAUGUUCUAAGUCAGAUGUAUUUUUGAUCCAGUUUUCCCAACAUACGUAAGCACAUCUGGGUGCACAGUAUUAUCUCAGGGAAGAAGUAAUGGAAAAUGAGAGCAGCUGUGAUGGACAGUGACAGGCAGUGGGCAGUUUUAGGCCUUUUUAAAUGCCUCUUCAGCUGAAGCCAAAAUUCUGUGACGAGUUGGGUGUCCUCACCAUCUUGAUCUCCAUGGGAAGAGUGCCAGUGUCUCAAAAACACGCUUCACCUGGGCGAGAGACAUUGACAGCCAAGUGCUUUCCCAAGCAAGAUCUAGUGGCCCUUCAGCCAAUGUCAUGUGUUGUCAUGGAGUAUCAGUCCUUGGGUAUUCUUAGGUGGCAGCAGUAUUCUAUUAUUACUCUCUGUUCAUCAUUCGGCAUUUUAUGGACAGUACAUCUGUGCUUUCGUGUGUCGUUGUGCUGUUUGUUUACAGUGUUUGAGACAGUGUUUUCUUAACCAGCGAAUCAUCUUGUCCAUGAUGUCUCAAAAGGCUGAAUUCCUUGUUCUUCUAUCAGCAGUGCCCCAAGCCUGCUCCUGGAGAUCUUGCAGCAGUAGAAGUAAUUGAGCAAAGCUGGCUCUAAUGUGAAGAUACUCCUAAAGAGCCUGAUUAGGUGGAUCAAGUGGGUCAAGACUAGAAUGAAUUUUUUUUCAAAAAGCAGAUCACCAGGGGUUUAUCUGGCAUCCUUCUUCUUUAUAUAUUGUGUUCUUUAUGCAGUUGUCUGGAUUCCAGUUGUGACACAAGAUGUUGAUUUUAUAAUAACAUUAUCUGUAAAGGCUGUUCCUGUCAUAUGAUAUUGAAGAUAUGUUUACAGUACGUCUUCUCACUUUAGGUCUGUAAACUAGAUUUUGAAAUUAGUAAAUAAAGCAAACUUCACUAAGCCAUCAAAAACUGUACCUACGGAGGCAACAAAGCACUGUAUUAUAGAGUAGUUGGAUAAUAAAAUAUGCUCUUCUUCAGGAAUACACUGUUAUAUUUAAAGAGACAUUUUUAACACAACCUUAGAGAAUUGCCUUGGCUCUGCUUUACAUUACUAGCCUCUAAUACCUUUGCUAGGAUGAUGUACAGUAUGUAAGCACACUAGAAUUUGUGUAUCAGCAUACAUCUUCCUUACCUACUGCUUUAAUAUUGUGUGUCCUUUCCUUUCGGCAGGUACAAUGUAUGUAUGUAACAAGUAUGCACUUUUUCACUGCCUUCUCUGUAUGUCCAAUAUUAGUUUAUCUUAUUUAGUUCUGGGUAUUAGAGACUAUUAAUUGAAAGUAUUCAUGCCUGUCCAUUGUCUACAAAGGGACUUCAGUCCAGCGCUGUGCUAUAGUCAGAGACCACCCUUUACUUAUUUAAUUUCCAGUCAAAUCUGCUAUUAACUACAAAUUAUUCAUUUUAGGCAUCAAGAAGCAAAAAUUGUUCCAUUCUUUUCGGGAGAAGUGCUUUCAAAGAAAUCUGCGUUUUUCCAAAGUUUCCAUUGUUCUGAGAACACCCAUUUCCUUUUCUCAGUAAGGGCUUCUUGACAGCUACGCAUCCUUUUUAGACGACGUAACACUGAAUUGUCUUCUCACAGUGGAAGUGAAUUAUUUUCAGAUUUGAAGCAAGAGUGGAGCUUGAAUUUCUCCUCUCAAAGAUGAAAGCUUUGAUGAUGGCAGUUUUGGUGGUCUACCAGGCCUUGCACUGUUGUUUGCAGUCCCACUUUCUCUAGAUCUGUUAAUUAAUUUUUGAAAGGUGUUUUGGAAAAUCCUCUUUUGUCCUUCUUCCUUAUUCAAGUGUAUUAUCUUACAUCUAAUCUCCUAGAAAUCUCUCCUGAAAAAUGAAUAACUUUUAUUUAAAAGCUCUUUUGACUGGAAAUAAAAUAAAUGAAGCAUAGUCUGACUUUGGCACUGUACUGUAUGUUUAGUAGAUUCCAAAUACACUGACCACAUUUAGAUCAGUUUGAAAAAAGCCUUUGCCUUUAGUUGUGGGAAAGACAGAAGAAAAAAGAAAUAAAUAUGUACUUACUGGAACACUCAUCAGUACAAUGUGAAUGUUAUGAGGGUCAUAGUAGCCUCAUAGUACAGACAUGGCCUAUAUGUCUCAGUAAGCAUAUUACGAGUGCAAUAUCUAGUAGAUGCUGCAUAAUGUCGGUCCUGUAUUAAAGCUAGAGAGGUCUUGCUGUAAUACGUCUGUAUGCUAGAUUGUCUGCAGAGGGAGAGUUUGGUAACCGCAUAUGCCAGACCUGUAGAAGUUUUAAUGUAGACAAAUUAUUAGACUGACAAAUUCUGAAAAAUAAAUAAAAAGGUGACAGCUUCA